AGUUUAAGACUUCUAGUAUUGCUAAGGCAACCAUGUAGAAGAUACAACGGCUGCGCUUAUGUAUUAUGUACAUACAUAAAAUUGUACAUAAAAAUUGUUUAUUUAUCUGUGCGGUGUAUUUUUUUAAGAUGACUUGUGAACAUUUUGUGACUGUGAAAAGUGUUGUGUGUAUAAGUGUACUAUGUUUUUUUCUGAACAAAAGUUUCGUGAGCUCUUUCGUGCUGAAAAAGAUAGAGCCUUUUCGAUUGGAUAUAAUUCAUUAUAAUGACUUUCAUGACAGAUUCGAAGAGACAUCAGUGGACUACCCGCUAUGCAGCACCAACGACAGCCGCUGUCUCGGUGGCUUCGCGCGGCUCUACCACGAGGUGAUGGCGCUGAAGAGGACCAGGCCCGACGCCCUGCUGCUGAACGCCGGCGACAGCUUCCAGGGCACCUACUGGUACACGCUGCUCAAGUGGAACGUGACACAGCAUUUUAUCAAUAUGCUGCCGAAUGACGCUCACGCCCUCGGCAACCACGAGUUCGAUGACCACGUGUCGGGCCUAGUACCCUACAUCUCAGCCCUGCGCGCGCCCGUACUGGCCGCCAACAUGGACGCCAGCCGGGAGCCGCGCCUGCAGGGGCUUGCGCAAGCGCAUACCGUGCUGGAGAGAGGCGGGAGAAGUGUGGGGGUUAUUGGGCUGAUUACUACUGAGACUGCUUAUUCGUCAAGCCCAGAUGGUGUGGUGUUCCUUGACCCUGUCAACACUACGAAGUUCUACGCCGAGAAACUCACCCGAGAGGGAAUCGACAUAAUCAUUCUACUAUCCCACUGCGGACUCAUUGUUGACAAAAAGAUAGCGAAGGAGGCGGGUGAGCACAUAGACGUGAUCGUGGGGGGCCACUCGCACAGCCUGCUCUGGAGUGGGACGCCCCCGAGCCCAGAGCUGGCGCAAGGGCCGUACCCGGUGGUGGUCGCGCCGGACUCUGCGCCUGGACAUAAGGUGGUGAUAGUGCAAGCUUCGGCGUACAGCAAGUACCUCGGCAACCUGACGGUGUUCUUCGAUGAUGAGGGAGAGGUCCAGCAUUUUGAGGGCACCCCUGUGUUUCUGAACAGGUCUAUUCCUGAAGACCCAUCAAUAAAGGCGCUCAUGCAGCCCUAUUCUGACAAACUGCACUCCAUAGUCGGGGAGGUGGUGGGCUAUUCUCCACACGACCUGUCGUCGGCGUCGUGUGACUCGGGCGAGUGCGCCGUCGGGAACCUCGUGGCUGACAGCUACCUUGAUGCUGCUAAAUCGAAAAACAUUUCCAAUCUGCCACACGUAGCGUUUAUCACAAAGAGUAAUUUGCGAGGUUCUGUUUCUAAAGGCGACAUAACUAGAGGAGACUUGAUAACUACUCUGCCGUUUUCUAACCAGAUCGUAACUUUGGCACUGAAAGGAAAGUACUUGGUUCAGGCCUUCGAGAAAUCUUUCCUUCACACGUGGAGUGAGGAUCCAUUUGCCUCACCCUCAUUGACUCAAGUUUCUGGCGUUCAGCUCACGCUGAGUGUGAAACAAUUGAAGGCGGUGAAGGUGCUAGUGAGAGAGGGAGAUGAGUUCGUUCCCCUCGACCCUGAGAGGGAGUACCAGCUGACAGUCACUGACUUCGUGGCGAAGGGGGGCCAUUACUCCAUGAUCAGCGAGCAUGGCCGGGACGCGAGGAGCAUCGGCUUGGACCGGGAAAUGUUAGAGAACUACGUGAAGAAAAUUACACCGAACAUGCCCACGCUAGAGAAUAGACUUACAAUCAUUCCUUAAUAAUAAUUAAGAAGGACGUUUAGAAAUUAGAAUGUUUCGCCAGUGGAUUCAGCCAUACUUAGGUACAAAAAUGUGUAUAUAAGUAUAUGAAGUAUAUGAAGUACAACAACAAAUAAUAAAGAUUAAUCAAUGCAGUAUUUGUACAUUUAGGAGUGUAAGAAAAUACAUGUACAUACGUCUCAAUAAAAUAAUAUACCCACAUUACAGUGCCUAUUUUGU
Messenger RNA from Plutella xylostella (diamondback moth), 1997 nucleotides. Its product is annotated as apyrase. Gene Ontology annotation, cellular component: plasma membrane. NCBI's taxonomy places the organism in Eukaryota, Metazoa, Arthropoda, Insecta, Lepidoptera, Plutellidae. Gene Ontology annotation, molecular function: 5'-nucleotidase activity. The record is from RefSeq and is a predicted model, not a curated record. Gene Ontology annotation, biological process: AMP catabolic process.